AUGCCGUUGAAGUUCAAAGGUGACAAAGAUCCCGUAGGGAAGAAAAAGAAGGAAAAGAAGAGCAGGAAGCGUGCUAAGAGCGACGAUGAAGAGGAGGACGAAGUUGCAGAACUCGUGCCAGGCACAGGGCGCAUCGUAGCUACUGGCGACUUGGUUAAUGGCUUUACCACUUCUUUCCAGCAGGAGUUGGAGAUUGGUGACGAGUUGAGAGUUUUGCACCCAGGCACCCUACAGCACGAGCAACGACCCGUGAGCAAGAUCCUCGGGAAUCGGAGUUGUCUCCUAGUGUCCGCGUUUUCGAAAAAUUUCGCAACGACAACAGGAUUCGAGAUAGAGAAGCGCGGGAGGCUGUUGCGCAAGAAGAUAGAAAAAGAAGAGGGCGACGACGGCGAAUUCGACGCAGCAUUAGACAAAGCCAUGCAGGAGAAAGUAGAAAAGGCGUUGAAAAAACAGAAGAAGACUAUACAGGUACUAACACAUAUGAAGUAGAAGAUACUUCUCCUCUGGUGUAUGACCGACAGGGAUGAUUUUGUUCGUUAUUAAUGAAGAUGAUGAUGCUUGAUCAUGUUUCUUCAUUCCAGAAAAUCCUCGACUGUCACUCGAACUGGUAUAGAAAUUCAAGACUCCUUUGCAUCGAAACAAACAAACUUAAGCUUUCGUAAUCCCUUCAUCCAAAACAGAUUCGAGAGAAAGUUUACGGCGGCGGCGGUGUCUCAUAUCGAACAAUAGCGAAAGAAAUGGAUAGGGAUAUGACGGCAGAAGACGCACUGAACGAACGCGUAAAACUUGGGAGAGACAAACAUUGUUACUAAUGAUCGCUAAACGAACCCGUUUCAUUUUGUCUGAUAAACUGGCUCCCCUUUGUCUAUCGAGAACCUCAAGCUCAAGACGGACUUUCUCCACCCCCCCCCCCCCCCCUUUUUCGACACAUAUAACGACAGCAUUUAGG
Amoebophrya sp. A25 is the source of this 949-nucleotide messenger RNA. The record is from the annotation of a GenBank genome assembly. NCBI's taxonomy places the organism in Eukaryota, Dinophyceae, Syndiniales, Amoebophryaceae.